Trichophyton rubrum CBS 118892 is the source of this 624-nucleotide messenger RNA. RefSeq lists its product as uncharacterized. The transcript has a single exon. Bases 1 to 624 code for a protein of 207 amino acids. Lineage: Eukaryota; Fungi; Ascomycota; Eurotiomycetes; Onygenales; Arthrodermataceae. Gene Ontology annotation, biological process: transmembrane transport. Gene Ontology annotation, molecular function: transmembrane transporter activity. The record is from RefSeq and is a predicted model, not a curated record.
AUGGGAUUAGUUGGCGCCGGAGUUGCUGCAGCCCUCGGUCUCUUUUUAUGCUGGGAUAGCUAUCUUAACCGUGCAAAACUUCGAAACGCUCCUUGGGCAGGCGUGGAAGAAUACCGGCGACUUCCACUAGCUGUCGUUGGAGGUCCACUAUUUGUUAUAUCUCUCUUCUGGCUGGGAUGGACUGCUUCACCCAAUAUCCACUGGUCUAUCCCAAUGCUCUCUGGUAUCCCGUUCGGUGCGGGAUUCCUCCUCAUUUUUAUUGCAAUGAUUAACUAUCUUUCCGAUGCAUAUGAGACGUUCUCGGCAAGCGCGCAAUCAGCUGCGAGUUUUGCCCGAAGCAUUCUUGGAACUGCCCUCCCAGUAGCAGCAGGCCGUAUGUAUUCAUCUCUUGGAAUAAGUUGGGGGUGUAGUCUGCUUGCUUUUGCUAGCUUGGCUAUGACGGCGAUUCCUUUCGCUUUUAUUCGGUACGGGGACCAGAUAAGAGCUGGAAGUCUCUUUUGCCAGCACUUGAAGCAGCUUAAGGAGCAAAAAUUGAGGGAAGACCUGGAAGAAGAGGCAAGCAGUAAAGCUGCUGAAAAGCUGGUACAUGGUGCGGACCAACCAGAUAUAUCCGCGAAAGCCUGA